AUGGCCAAUGAGACUCACGUCCAGCAUGUGGAAGAACCAAAAGUAGUCCCGUCUCAGACGGAGGUCGUGGGGGAAGAUGGUCUGAAACCGGCAGUCGUGGACACUGUACACGGUGAUGAAGCUCUCAAAAUCAUUGUUGCUCAAGGUGGAGAUGACUAUUGGGAUGAACAGGAAGAGAAGAAGCUUGUCAGAAAGAUCGACCGGCGACUACUUCCUGUUCUAUGUGUCACCUACGGGAUUCAAUUCUAUGACAAAGCGAUGCUGUCGCAGGCUGCGCUAUUCGGCCUGAGAACAGACCUAGACCUGGAGGUCGGAAAUCGCUUUGUUUUUUCAUCUUCUAUCUUUUACCUUGGCUUCAUCGUUGGUGCAUAUCCGGCCAUAUUUAUGGCUCAACGGUGGCCCAUUGAACGUGUGGCCGCGGGCAUCAGCUUCAUCUGGGGGAUAACUGUCAUGUGCAGUGCCGCUUGCAAGACCUACGGCGGCUUCUUUGCCCAGAGAUUCUUUCUCGGUGUCAUUGAGGCAGGCAUAUCACCAAUUUUCAUGCUCGUUGUUGGGGGGUGGUAUAAGAAAAACGAACAAGCUUUCCGAAUGGGUGCUUGGUUUUCUUGCACGGGCUAUAUAUCCAUCGUGAGCCCCUUGAUCAACUACGGACUGGGCCACAUCACGGGAGGCGCCCUUCAUCCUUGGCAAUACAUGUAUUUGUUUGCCGGCGGUAUAACCACUCUCUGGGCAAUUGUUGUCCUAUCUUUUAUGCCACCGGAUCCCAUUCGAGCGAAAAAUUUCACAGACCGCGAGCGGUACAUUGCCGUUGCACGUCUCAGGAGCAAUAACAGUGGCGUCCGAAACGUCCAUUUCAAGUCCUCUCAGGUCAUCGACGCUCUAACGGACAUCAGAUUCGGCCUGGUAUUUUUCACUACCUUCCUCAUGUUCUUUGCUAAUGGAGCAAACGCAACAAUGGCACCCAUCAUUGUCAACAGCUUCGGUUACUCCACCCUCAAUUCUCUCCUUCUGGUGGCACCAGCGGGUUUUGCGUCAGGUACGAUCGAACUCAUCGUUUGUUACCUGGCGUAUCGUUUCAAGAAUAUCCGCAUUUACCUCUUUGUCAUCUGCGUUGGCAUGACUAUGGCGUGCUGUUUGCUGCUCUGGCAACUACCUCGCGCAGAUAAAGCGGGCCUCCUUGUCGCAAUUACGUUCCUCCCCAGCUUCGGAGGUGGAUAUGCUAUCCUCAUGGGCCUGCAGAUAGCCAAUACGGCCGGUUACACCAAACGAUCCGUGACGGCCUCAGGACUGUUUAUUGCUUGGUGCCUUGGUAACUUUACCGGGCCUUUGCUCUUCAAAGAAGAAGAUGCCCCUGUUUAUGGUCCCGCUUUUGCUGUCACCGUGGCGGGGUCUGCUGCGGCCGUGGUCUUGGCUACUAUCUACCGGUUCGUGGCCAGUUAUGAGAAUCAUAUCAGAGAUAAGAGUGGCACAUCAGAGGCUUACGAGCACGCCUACAAUGAUGAUUUGACCGAUAGGAAAAACCAGCAAUUUAGGUAUGUGCUAUGA
Messenger RNA from Rhinocladiella mackenziei CBS 650.93, 1545 nucleotides. RefSeq lists its product as uncharacterized. Gene Ontology annotation, biological process: transmembrane transport. Gene Ontology annotation, cellular component: membrane. The transcript is spliced from 3 exons. Bases 1 to 1545 code for a protein of 514 amino acids. The record is from RefSeq and is a predicted model, not a curated record. Lineage: Eukaryota; Fungi; Ascomycota; Eurotiomycetes; Chaetothyriales; Herpotrichiellaceae. Gene Ontology annotation, molecular function: transmembrane transporter activity.